Messenger RNA from Thunnus maccoyii (southern bluefin tuna), 3529 nucleotides. Its product is annotated as cadherin-related family member 5. NCBI's taxonomy places the organism in Eukaryota, Metazoa, Chordata, Actinopteri, Scombriformes, Scombridae. The coding region runs from base 485 to 2611 and encodes 708 amino acids. Gene Ontology annotation, cellular component: membrane; catenin complex. The record is from RefSeq and is a predicted model, not a curated record. Gene Ontology annotation, biological process: homophilic cell-cell adhesion. Gene Ontology annotation, molecular function: calcium ion binding; cadherin binding. The transcript is spliced from 15 exons.
UGAUACUGUUGGUGCUACUGUUGCUGAUACUGUAACUGUUAGUGUAACUGUUAGUGUUAUUGUUAGAACUGUAACUUAAGUAAAUGAAAGAGUGACUCUAAACAGGCUGCAGCUUUGCAGCUUUAAAGUCCGGCAGCUUUAAAGUCCUGCAGCACGUUGGCCUACUUAUCCUGCUCAUUAAUGCUGCGUAAGCCCUCUGUUAAUGCUUUCACACACACAUACACACACACGUAGAGUGACAGGCUGGUCUCUGUUCUCUCUGAGAGACGCUGAGCGUUAAACUCCGACUGCUGCUGAGACAUGAAGACAUGAAGAAGACAUGAAGACACGAAGAAGACAUGAAGAGGACGUGACAAAAUGAACAUAUGAGUGAGAGCAGGAGGCCUGGACAGACAGAGGGGUGAGAGACACUGUCUGUAGAGCAACAGAAGAGAGAGAGAGGUGGAAGUGUGUCCGUGGAGCAGGUGGAGGAGGACGGAGGAAAAUGCUGAGAUCCUGCAGGUUGCUGCUGUGGCAGGUGGCGCUCAGAUUAUCCUACCAUGUUGUUACAGCCAGUCUGUGUCUGGGGGGGUCGGACAUCUUUGCGUCCAUCAGAGAGAACAGUCCAACGGGACAGUUCAUUGCCAACCUGAGCGUCAGUGGAGACCCCCGAGCCUCCGCCAUCCGCCUGUGUCUGACUGGAGAAAACUCCGAUUGGUUCUUCUUAGAGGGUCGAACCAUCCGCCUCAACUCCUCCAGCUCCAGAGUCCUGGAUCGAGAGGUUCACGGAUCAGUGCUGAUAGCAGAGCUGACGUGUUAUGAGGAUGAUGUCAUACAGAGUCAGUACAGGAUCCUGGUGGAGAUUCUGAAUGAGAACGACAACAAACCGAACUUCCUGGAGGAGACGAUUCAGCCAUUCACCAUCAAUGAGCUGACAGCAGUGAACUCUGUGGUUUUCACUGUGAAGGCCGUCGAUGCAGAUGGAGACAUGAUCACUUAUAUCAUCGAUCAAUCAUUGCCUGAUGCGUCAUUCUUUAGGAUCGAUCUACCCAACAGCGGGAACGUGGUUCUGGACAAACCUCUGGACUACGAGACCAGAACCCACCUGCAGCUGCUGAUCUGGGCCGAGGAAGCAAACUCUGUGGAGAAGUUCAACACGACCGCCACCCUGAUGGUGAACAUCGAGGACGGAGACGACCAGUACCCUCACUUCCUGCCUUGUACACCUGUCUCUCCAGGUGUUCCUGUCUGCACAAACCCCACCUACACUGCCAACAUCACAGAGACGCACCAGGAGGUGGUUCUGCAGUUUUCUCCUGGUCCAAUCAGAGCAGAGGAUGGAGACAGAGGACUCAACACUCCUCUGAUCUACACUAUCCUGUCAGGUGGUGAUCAGGGAAGGUUUGUGAUUGAUGACCAGACAGGUGAGAUCAGGUUAACCAGAGCUGUGGAUGACCGACAACAGACACCAAAUUUCAGACUCAGCAUCAUGGCAUCUCAGCUGGAUGAUCCGUUGAAGUACAGUGUGGCGUCGGUUCUGGUCAGAGUUCUCUCUGAGAAUGCGUUCCCUCCAUUCUUCAACAGAACCAUUUACAAAGGUUUCAUCAUCCAGAGCUCUAGCCCCGCCUCCAUCGUCUCCACCUAUGGGAACCAGGUGCUGCUGGUCCAGGUGUCUGACUGGGACUUCUCUGAUGGCCUGAAUCCAAACAUCCGCUACUCCCUUCAUCCUCCGUCAGUCAGUGAUGGACUGUACCACAUCACCCAGGGGGGUGUUCUGAUCGCCCGGACUGACCGACUUCACGCCUUCGACAGACACAUCCUAGAGGUUGUUGCCAGAGAUGAAGAAUCAGGAGAAGAAGUUUCUACUUCAGUGGACAUUGAAGUUCUUCAGAGGGGACAACCAGUUCCUCGUGGUGCGUUCACUGAGGAGCAGCUGUUCAGAGAUGUGGACAGCAGACUGGCGGGAGGGAUUGCUGCCAUGAUCGUGCUGCUGUUUCUCUCAGCUCUUCUGUUUCUUCUGCUUCGAAUCAUCAGGAGACGACGACAACGAGAACCUGAUGAACAAGGAACUGUGACCCUUGGAAAACCUCCCAGUGUGGUGAGCUCCAGUCGACCUGUGUUCUCCAUGGACGAGAUGUCCUACAACAGCAGAGCUUUCAGCCAUGAAUACGAGUCUUCACGCUCAGGAAGUUUCCACGGUAGACAGGGCAUCUACACCAGGAAACAGUCUCUUCGUCCUCCUCCAUCAUCAUCAUCAUCAUCAUCAACCAUCAUCCUUGACCCAGGAAGCACCUGCAGGUCUCGCAGUGAUCUGUUUCCUGUUUCAGAAAUACCAGAACUCCAGCCUGCAGUGAAGGGAGACAGGCCGACUGUUAAAGAAGAAACACACCGUUUAUCUGUUGUUAAAGAGGAACCAGGACGUCGACAGUCACUGCAGGGACAGACUGAAGGUGUGUCCACAGGUGUUCAAAGUGAUGACAUCAGAGCAGUAAAAUCAGAGACCCUUCACAGUGACGACGUGAAAACAAAUCAAACAGAAGAGAUGUCUCAGGAGUCAGAGAACCCCUACAGAACGAUGGUCUCUGUCAUCUGUCUCUCUGCAGACGAGUCCAGCUCAGAGGACGGACAGUAGAAAUAUCUCAACAGCCAAUCAGAAAACAGAGAUAUAGAAUCAGUAUCAAAUGAACGACAAACUGUCACAUCAAACAUGUCAACAUCUGAGGCUGACAUGAUUCACUCAACAUUUUCCUUACUGAUGAACAUCAAACCCUCAUCUAACCCCUUUAAUCUCACCAUCAUAACAGUGUGAAACCAGAACACACAGACAUCAACACAACCUGCAACAACCAGCAGAAACACCUCCUGUUUCUCCUACGAUGUGUUCAGGAUCAGCAUGUGUUUCUCCUACGAUGUGUUCAGGAUCAGCAUGUGUUUCUCCUACGAUGUGUUCAGGAUCAGAGUGUUUCUCCUACGAUGUGUUCAGGAUCAGAGUGUUUCUCCUACGAUGUGUUCAGGAUCAGAGUGUUUCUCCUACGAUGUGUUCAGGAUCAGCGUGUUUCUCCUACGAUGUGUUCAGGAUCAACCUGUGUUUCUCCUACGAUGUGUUCAGGAUCAGAGUGUUUCUCCUACGAUGUGUUCAGGAUCAGCGUGUUUCUCCUACGAUGUGUUCAGGAUCAGUGUUUUUCUGCGAUGUGUUCAGGAUCAGUGUCUGAGAAAAAAGACUUAUAACUUGAGAUCAUUGUUCAGAAUCAUCAAAUUUCUGAACAUUUUCAUCACAACAUGAUAUCAGUCAUAGUGAUGUCACUAUACAUAUUGAUCCUUGCUGGCUGAUACAGAACAAUUACUCAGCAAAUCCUUAGAAUGAUCAAAUCAAUGAAAAUCAAUACGUUUUGACAUCACCAAGACUGUAUUGUAUAUUUUUAGCUUUCUAGAGUAUGUGUCCACACAUGCUAAAUAAUGACAUUUGUGAAUAACUUGUCCUGUGUCACAGUUACUUCAUUGAUCAACAGAAGUGUUAUCAGAUCAUGAUAAAGAGUUUAGUGUUACAUCA